Momordica charantia (bitter melon) is the source of this 3025-nucleotide messenger RNA. RefSeq names its product LMBR1-like membrane protein. Lineage: Eukaryota; Viridiplantae; Streptophyta; Magnoliopsida; Cucurbitales; Cucurbitaceae. Gene Ontology annotation, cellular component: membrane. The record is from RefSeq and is a predicted model, not a curated record.
UUCAACUCUUCCUGUUUUAUUUUUCAUUUUCAUUUUAAAAAAACCGGAAGGAAGCGUGUCUCGGAUCCCUUGACCAGUUUUCUCUCUUUGAUUCCGUCCGUACGUGACGAGAGCUCAACUCUUCCAUUUUCGCGCGCGCCAUAGAAACUCAACGCCAACUGCUGCACGCUUCCGCUCUUUCGUCUUACAAUGUCGCCGUGAUUGUGAAUUGGUUCGGGCAUUCGCAUCGUCUCGCCCGGUCUUCUCCCUUCUGUUUCAAUUUACAAAAACUCAUCGGGGAGGGGAGGAUUUUCGGGAGGGAAACAUGUGGGUGUUCUAUCUGAUCUCGUUGCCUUUAACUUUGGGCAUGGUGAUCGUCACGCUCAAGUACUUUGCUGGCCCAUGGGUGCCUCGCUACGUCUUUCUCACUGUUGGAUAUACCUGGUUUUGUUCCCUCUCCGUCAUUAUUCUCGUCCCGGCGGACAUCUGGACGACCAUAAGCCAUCUGCCAGAGACUGGAGUUAUUUCUUUCUUUUGGAGCUGGUCCUAUUGGAGUACAUUUUUACUUACCUGGGCUGUGGUGCCGCUUAUCCAGGGUUUUGAAGAUGCUGGAGACUUUACUGUGAAAGAAAGACUGAAGACUAGCAUCCAUGUUAACUUGGUCUUUUAUUUGGUUGUUGGAUCAAUCGGUCUUUUUGGACUUAUUCUCCUCAUUAUGAUGCACAAGAUUUGGAUGGGUGGUAUUCUGGGUUUCGCUAUGGCGUGUUCAAAUACAUUUGGACUGGUAACAGGUGCAUUUCUUCUUGGCUUUGGUUUGAGCGAAAUCCCCAAGAGUAUUUGGAGAAAUGCUGAUUGGACUACACGCCAAAAAGUUCUUUCCCAUAAAAUUUCCAAGAUGGCCGUUAAACUUGAUGAUGCUCAUCAAGAACUCUCAAAUGCUAUUGUUGUUGCUCAAGCAACAUCUAAACAGAUGUCUAAACGUGAUCCCCUGAGACCGUACAUGAAUGUUAUUGACAACAUGUUAACUCAAAUGUUUAGGGAAGAUCCAUCUUUCAAACCACAAGGUGGAAGAUUAGGAGAAAAUGAUAUGGACUACGAUACAGAUGAGAAAUCAAUGGCAACACUCAGGCGUCAUCUUCGCAGAGCAAGGGAGGAGUAUUACCGUUAUAAAAGCCAAUAUAUGGCCUAUGUUAUGAAGGCUCUUGAACUUGAAGACACCAUAAAGAAUUAUGAGCGGCGCUCGUCAACUGGAUGGAAAUAUGUUUCAACUCACAGGCCUGCUCGAAGUGGGAAGUUAGGGUUGAUCUUUGAUACAAUUGAGUUUAUGUGGCGAUGCAUCCUAAGAAAGCAUCUUGAGAAAGUCUUGGCUGUUAUACUUGGUAUCAUGUCUGCUGCAAUUCUUUUAGCCGAGGCAACCCUAUUACCAAGUGUGGAUUUGUCUCUCUUCUCAAUGCUCAUUAAAUCAGUAGGACGGGAGGAGGUGCUUGUGCAGGCCUUUGCUUUUGUUCCAUUGAUGUAUAUGUGCGUUUGCACUUAUUAUUCUUUAUUCAAGUUUGGAACUUUGAUGUUUUAUUCAUUAACACCCAGGCAAACGAGCUCUGUGAACUUGCUACUGAUUUGUUCGAUGGUUGCCAGGUAUGCUCCACCAGUUUCCUUCAACUUUCUCAAUCUCAUUCGCCUUGGUGGGAAUGUGGAAACUGUUUUUGAAAAGAGGAUGGGGAAAAUUGAUGACGCUGUCCCUUUCUUUGGAAAAGAUUUUAACAGGAUCUACCCGCUUAUAAUGGUUAUCUACACCCUUUUGGUCGCCAGCAAUUUCUUUAACCGGGUUAUUGAUUUUCUCGGAAGCUGGAAGAGAUUUAGAUUUCAGUCGGAGGUAGAUGAUAUGAAUGGUUUUGAUCCUUCAGGAGUCAUCAUAUUGGAGAAAGAACGAUCCUGGCUUGAACAAGGGCGCAUGGUUGGUGAGCACGUUAUUCCAUUAGCUAGGAAUUUCAACAGCAUAGACUUGGAGUCUGGCAGCAAUAGCAAAGAUUUGGUUGAUGUCAAAACGAGGGCGACAAACAGUGUAAUAAAUGAAGAUAUGAAUGGAAAUUCGUCAAAAUCUUCUUCUACUGAUGAUGGUCGGAAAUAUGGUUCUAGCAGAGAAGCCAUGAGCAACAAGUAUGCUGUAAUUAGAGAACAAAUCAGACAAUCAUCAUUAAACACAAAGCCGGUGGCGAACAUUGCUUCUGCCCAGGUUACCUUACUUGAUGCAGUCGAAGGUGAGUCUAGCAACACUAAUGAUAGGACAAGUUCUGUUUUGGCCUCGAAGUGGGAAUCAAUGAAGAUGGGUUUCCAAAAUUUCAAGGCUAAUAUAGGAACCAAAAAGUUUCUUCCCAUGCAACAAUCUCCAGAAACAAAUACUCUCUCUCGGCAUGAUUCAUCUCAGUCUCUUGAUGAGAUAUUUCAAAGAUUGAAACGGCCAUCAGAUCACGGGGGUUAUAGCGACGAGGAGGAUGGGACGGAAAUGAAGAGUUCCAAGGAUGGAAUAGGAAUUGAGCGAUUGAGAACUAGAUGACACCAUUUUUUUUCCCUUUAGGUUUCAGAAUUAAAGAAUGCUGUACAGUUCCAUGGUACCGGUUGAGUUCUUUACUUGCAGUUGGAUCAUAUCCUGAUGAACAGAUAGUUGUGACACUAUCCUACUAUACUGACACAUUCGUAUAUAAGCAACUAUUUUGGAAGAAUACUAGAGCAUAGAGGUGCGCUCCCGGACCAGUAAAACAACCAUGGUCCCGAAAAUCAGAGAUUGCAACUGCAAAGGUUUAUGUCUUGGCUGCAUCAGCAUUGAUUUUGAUUCACAAGUUUUGGUUCAGAACUCAGAUGCCAUACAACAGUACUAUUAUAUUGUAUAUCUCUUUCUGAUAUUUUGACAUUGAUGUCUGAAUGUAAUUGAAAGAAGUCGUGUUUUAGGAAAUGUAGGUUGAAAUUCUAGACAACGAAAGAACUUGAUAUGAAUGUUCUCGAUUGUGUUGGAUAUCUUUCAUAUAAUUGACGAUGACCCAUUAAAUAA